Onychostoma macrolepis is the source of this 1424-nucleotide messenger RNA. Its product is annotated as major histocompatibility complex class I-related gene protein-like. Gene Ontology annotation, cellular component: external side of plasma membrane. The record is from RefSeq and is a predicted model, not a curated record. The coding region runs from base 252 to 1424 and encodes 390 amino acids. The transcript is spliced from 5 exons. Lineage: Eukaryota; Metazoa; Chordata; Actinopteri; Cypriniformes; Cyprinidae. Gene Ontology annotation, biological process: immune response.
AGAAAUAUCAGACGCUGUCCUCUCAAGCUGCUUAAUUGUCGGUUCCCUUGCCGUGGCUAAUACAUGCUAUAGAGCAUGAAGUGGUUACAGAAAUGAUUGAAUUUAGGUUACUGAAUGAAGUGACGUCAACUUGUAACACUUUCCUCCCUGAAAUAGUAUCUUUCCUCAGUAACCACUUCUUCCUGUCAAUGUGGUGAAGACUACAGAGUAUUCGCAGCACUCUUUGAUGACUACACUUAUUUGAGAGUCAAAUGCAUGGAUUUUCAUCCAUAAUGAAGUUCAUCAUUUUCUUCGUCUACGUACCUUUUGUUUACUCAGCUAUUACCUGGUUAAGAAAUGGAGAGGAGCACCAUGAGAAUGUGGAUCUUGGAGAGCUAAUACCAAAUGAAGAUGAGACCUUCCAGAAGACAGCUAUCCUCCAUGUUGCUCCAGACGAGUGGAAGAAGAACCAGUAUGUUCCUGUGGUGGUGCACCAGGGAAACACCAUCCAGAAGAUUCUGACUGAGAUCGAGAGCAAGAGCAAGAUCAAGAGUAAUGAAAAGUUGCACACCUUCUCCACAUUUUACAUUGAAAUAUAUGGACAGACGAUUGCAGGAAUCCCAGAGUUUUCUGCUGUAACUACACUGGAUGGACGACAGAUUGAUUAUUAUGACAGUGAGAUAAAGAAGCUGAUUCCCAGACAGGACUGGAUGAAGGAGUUUGUAUCUGGAGACAGAUUUAAAGAAUACACUGAGAUCAGAGAACAAGUACAGCAGACCAACAAAAUCAACAUCACUGUUCUAAUGGACCAAUUCAGUCACUCACAUGGUGUUCAUACAUAUCAGAGGAUGUAUGGAUGUGACUGGGAUGAUGAGACUGGAGACUCACAAGGGUUUGAUCAGCACGGUUAUGAUGGAGAGGAUUUUAUCUCACUAGAUGUGGAGGAGCUCAGAUACAUCUCAGCUGUACUGCAGGGAGUGCCCACAAUGGAACAGUGGAACAAUGACAGAAAACAACUUGAAUUACUGAAACAAUACUACAAAUAUUAUUGCGUUAACUGGCUAAAAUAUUUCUUGACAUUAAAGAAAGCAGAUUCAGAGAGAAGAGCUCCUGAAGUGUCUCUGUUACAGAAGAGUUCCUCCUCUCCAGUGGAGUGUCAUGCCACAGGUUUUUACCCAUCAGCAGUGACUAUCACCUGGUUAAGAAAUGGACAGGAUUACGAUGAGGAUGUGGAUCCUGGAGAGACGCUACCAAAUGAAGAUGGGACAUUUCAGAGGACAUCUACCAUCUAUGUUACAGACGAGUGGAAGAAGAACCAGUAUGUUUGUGUGGUGGAGCACAUGACAGGGAAGAUUCUGACUGAGAACGAGAUCAAGAGUAACAACAGUAAGUUCUCAAUAGUGUGGUAUAGUGCGAAGUUCUUCUUCUGUCAUACUGUACAAUAA